AUGCCUAGUGCAGGCUCCGGUCCCCAGAACGGUGUCGCGGAUCCGAUUCUAGCCAGCUCAUAUAAUCAGAGCGAGGUUGACUACAUAGCCAACCUUGUGAAGAAUGCAGAAAAGAAUGGGCACACUUAUCAAGUGCAUGAGAACACCUACGAAUAUAAGCCGACGAAUAUAUCUAACAUUGAAGAUUUUGGUACUUUCGACUUCAUCGUAGUAGGCGGUGGAUCUGGAGGUUCGGUAAUAGCCAGCAGAUUAACGGAAAUCAGAAACUGGACAGUGCUCUUGAUAGAAGCAGGCGGCUUUGGAAAUGAUGAGACAGACAUUCCUUUCCUCUCUACAGCAAUAAAGUUCUCUCGAUAUAACUGGGGGUUUUUCUCCACACCCCAAAGAACAUGUUGCCAAGGAAUGAUAGAUCAAAAAUGCUCCAUAGCCCAAGGAAGAGGUAUUGGCGGUACCAGCUUGAUCGAUGAUCUAGUUUACUCAAGGGGUUCUAGCAUCGACUUCGAUAAAUGGGCAAAAUAUGUUAAGGAUGAAAGGUGGUCCUACAAACAGGUUCUGCCAUACUUCAAAAAAUCGGAAAAGUAUACUCAUCGUGAUCGAAGGUCUCCUGUAGUCAAUUCGAUGCAUGGUAAAAAAGGUCUGCUCAGCGUGAGUAAUUUUUUACCAGAGAGUCCACAGCUGCAAGCUUGGCUGAGGGCGAAUAAAGAAUUAGGAUACCGAAUCGCAGAUUAUAAUGCUGGGACAGGUUUGGGAUCAUCUCCUGCACAACUAUGCACGAAAGAUGGUAGAAGGUUCGACGAUGGAAAAGCAUUCAUACGACCGUUCAUAAACAGACACAAUCUCAAUGUCUCCAUCAACAGCUACGUUACCAAAAUCCUUAUAGAUCCGAUGACCAAAACUGCUGAGGGAGUUAUUUUCUCCACGUUAGAUAAGAAACAGUACAGAGCUCUAGCAUCCAAAGAAGUUAUCUUGUGCGCUGGCGCUAUGAAUUCCCCACUUCUUCUGAUGCUCUCUGGGAUUGGUCCAAAGAAUCAUUUGAGGUCCUUGAGAAUACCGGUGAUCGAGAAUCUUGAAGUAGGGAGUUAUUUGAAAGAUCAUCCUGCAUUCGAGGGACUAAUUUUCGAUUCUAACUAUACGGAACCAGUUAAACCAGUCACUGAAUAUGUUGAGGAAUAUUUGAGAGGAGUUGGUCCAUACACUAUCGCAGCAAGUAAUCAAGGAGUUGGGUUUUAUGAAUCUUCACGUACUAAAGGAACAGGAUAUCCUGAUAUCGAGAUAUUGAUGGUACCAGCUAAUGCAACAAAUCCUUUUUCCCAGAGAAAAUCCUCUUUCACCGAACAAACCUACGCAGACCUCUGGGAAGGCUCCAACCAGAUUCAAGCUUACAGGAUGGUCGUCAUACAUCUUCAUGCCCAGUCGACAGGAACACUGAGGCUAAAAAGCGCCGAUCCCUAUGAUUACCCUCUCAUCGACUUGAAUUUGUUAUCUGAUUGGUGGUGGCAGAGAGAUAUUGGGACGUUGUACGAGGGAGUGCAGAUCGCUCUCAACUUAGCCAGUACUGAAGCUCUGCGAGGUAUUGGUUCACAACUCAGAAGUGGGCCAUUGAAGGCUUGCCAGAACCACGAAUACUUGUCGAAGAGGUACUGGUAUUGUGCUUUGAGACAGCUGACUACGAAUAUCCAUCGCCCUGUUUCGACGUGUCCCAUGGGUCCGAAUACUCGUAGAGGCGAUGUGGUGGAUGCUGUAGGAAAGGUCCACGGAUUGAAGAAGCUGAGAGUUGCUGAUGCUAGCGUGUUUCCCUUCUCCUUAGCUGGGCAUCCCAAUGCCGCUGUAGUAUUGGUGGCUGAAGUCAUAUCAGAUUUUAUAAAAAUGGAAUACAAUGGGAUUAAAUAA
Messenger RNA from Phaedon cochleariae (mustard beetle), 1890 nucleotides. The record is from the annotation of a GenBank genome assembly. NCBI's taxonomy places the organism in Eukaryota, Metazoa, Arthropoda, Insecta, Coleoptera, Chrysomelidae.